Williopsis jadinii is the source of this 4536-nucleotide messenger RNA. It is a transcript of the gene IQG1, whose product is annotated as Iqg1p. The transcript has a single exon. NCBI's taxonomy places the organism in Eukaryota, Fungi, Ascomycota, Saccharomycetes, Phaffomycetales, Wickerhamomycetaceae. The record is from RefSeq and is a predicted model, not a curated record. Gene Ontology annotation, biological process: regulation of actin cytoskeleton organization; mitotic actomyosin contractile ring assembly actin filament organization; regulation of GTPase activity. Gene Ontology annotation, molecular function: actin filament binding; calmodulin binding; GTPase activator activity. The coding region runs from base 1 to 4536 and encodes 1511 amino acids. Gene Ontology annotation, cellular component: mitotic actomyosin contractile ring; cytoplasm.
AUGGCGAGCCCAAGGAAGAGCAUUGCAUCUAGAUACCUUGAUAAUCUUCCUCAACAGUCAGUACCGCUACAGCCAUCCGCUAAGGUGAACACUCCGCCGUCGUCACCGACGAGGUUAAAGACUUCCAACGUCUUUGUUGAGAGGAGCUCCCCUGCAAAAUUACAAACUGCAAAUGUGUCUAGGCUUGAGGAAUCCAUUGCCGGUCUGAAACUGGACAGUCCUUCUCCGCUGAAGAGAGGCACAGGCAACGAGUUGAGCUCAAAGGCCCAGCCUGCUCCACAGUGGACGUUAUCCAAUAGAUCUAGCCAGAAAGGCUAUGAAUAUCUAUGCAGAAUUUCCGAGGCUAAGAAGUGGAUGGAGGGUGUUAUUGGUGAAGAUAUUCCAUCAGAAGCUGAACUUGCGACAGACGGGUUGAGAGACGGUGUCGUGUUGGCAAAGUUGACUAGACACUUUAGACCUGACCUUGUCAAGAAGAUUGUUCCUGCAGGGAAGUUGCAGUUCAAGCACACUGAGAACAUCAACGUGUUCUUCCAAUUCUUGGACUCGAUUCAAAUGCCUGACUUGUUCAGGUUUGAACUUACUGACCUUUAUGACAAAAAAGAUAUUCCAAAGGUUAUCUUUUGUCUACAUGCGUUGACUUUCAUGAUGUCACAAGAUGCAAACACCCCGGGAAUUGAAAAGCUCAAUGAUAAGUUAAACUUCUCUCAUGAGGAUAUAAAAAAAUCAGAAACAAGCUUGAGAGGUGCCAAAUUGCCAAACUUUGACUCAAUGGUUAAACAAUUCGGAAGGGAAAUCCCACAAAGCCCACGAAAGUCCUCUUCUAUACCGCCAUUGAAGGAAAAAUUGACUCCUGAAGUGCCAACGACUUCUUCUUCUUCUUCUUCCAGAAAGAGUACUUUGCAAAGUCCAUUCUUGGAAUUUGAAGAUACUAGCUCACCACCUCCAUUCCCGGUCACAACUGGAAAAUUGAAAUCUGCCUGGGAGCCACGACAAACAAUCCUGGAACCAAAGAUGAUAGAAGAAACAGUACAGACCCAACUGGUACCUGAAUAUUCUUCUUCAUUUGCUGAUAGCCUUGUGUCAAGUUACGAUGCUUCUCCAAGGAAACAGAAAAAGUUAUCUGACCGUGAGCUUCUGAACAAUAUCAUUCGUUUUCAAUCUAUUUCAAGAGGUUCGAUCUUCCGCUAUAAUAUGUUUAUCGAUAAAAUCAUGUUAAAAUCAGUCGCUGAGAACGUUGUCCAAUUGCAAUCCUUGGUGAGAAGACAUCUAUCACUGAAGAAAUAUCAGACGGAUACGAGGGAUAUUAGUGGUAUGGAGGCUAACGUGACAAAAUUACAAUCCAUAAUUAGAGGUAAAUUACAGAGAUCUGAAAUCAAUGAUGUGCAAUCACAACAGCCAAAUGAUAAAACUGUUGAACUUCAAAGCUUCGCGCGUGGUUAUUUGGCAAGGUCUAAAGUGAAUCGUAUAAAAAACCAACUGUCUUACAAUCUCCCGAAAAUCAUUCAAGUCCAGUGCUGUAUAAGAGCAAAUGCCGUCUUUGAUAGAUCCCAAAAAGCUAUCAAAUCACAAGAGAUUAUCACAAAUUUCCAGGCUCAUAUCCGUCGUCAUCUGCUGUAUAAGAAGCUGCAUAGAUCUGUCAAGGAGGCACAUACGGCUGAGGAUGCAAUUACGAUCAUUCAAUCACAGAUACGUGGAUCAACAGUCAGAUCUAUGUUACACAUUAAAAAGAAAUUGAUCUUAACUGAGUCAAUCCCAAUAUUGGAAUUACAGUCUAUCGCCCGUGCUGGUUUGGUGAGAUCGAAGCUAAACGUGAUUCUAGAUAAUUUGGAUCUUCAAGAGCCUGCUUUGAAUAAGUUUUGCUCUGUUGUUAAGGGGAAACUUGUCAGAUCUCGUAUCAAAGGAAUUAAACGGGAUUUAAAGGCUUCUUCCCAAUCUGUCAUCUUGACCCAGAGUCAGGUUCGUGGUGUUUUAUCCAGAUAUGGCUUGGAGCUGAUUCUUGAUGAUGUUGAUUACUAUCUGGAUGAAGUUGUGGAGUUGCAGUCUCUGAUAAGGAGAUAUCUGUACCAAAAGUCAAAGAAGGAAGAUAUGAUUUAUUAUGAACAACACCUAGAAGAUAUUAUCAAGAUUCAAAGUGUUAUCAGAGGUAAAUACUUGGGUAAUGCUUACAAAUCCCUGAUCUCCAUGCAUAAUCCACCAUUGUCAGUGAUCAGAAAGUUUGCCUAUCUUUUGAAUGAUAAUGAUGUUGAUUUUGAAGAAGAAGUGAAGCUUACCAGACUCAAGGAAUCAAUUAAUGAAAAGACAAGCUCUAAUGAAUUGCUUGAGAAGCAUAUCAGUCAAUUGGAUUUGAAAAUUGCCCUAUUGCAGAAAAAUAAGAUUACUUUGGACGAGCUGUUGCUUCAAAAGAACAAGGACGUUAGAAUUACUGCAUCAGUAUCUACCAUUGAUGUGACCUCUUUGAAUAGAAGGACCAAGAAUAGAAUGGAGUUGUAUGAGAAAUUCUUCUACCUGCUUCAAACUCAACCGCUUUACCUUACAAGACUGAUUCACAGUGAUUAUCGUGGAACUGACUUAGCAUUGAAGGUCUUCCAUGACUUACAAUCCAAAGAUCUUCCAACCAGAGAAGAAUAUCUGUUCAUUCGCUUAGUCGAUAGUCUUUUAAGUGACUUCAUUUCAAAAUCCCAAUCUAUACAUGAUCUUUGGAAGCAUAACACAACAGGGUGGCAGAGGCUACUUCAUACAUUUAAUGAGACUCAAACAGUACCACUAAGGUCAUUGUUUGGUACCAUGGUUGAAAAUGUGUUGAAUGAUGAGGAUCUUGACUUUGAGAGUGAUCCAUUGAUCAUCUACCAGAAAGUUAACAAUACUCCAAAGAUUCUACCUGUUGAUAAGGCUAUUGAAGAUGAAUCCACUAAACAGGCAUUUGUAUACAACUUACAACAGUUAAGGGAGUAUGGAUCUGAGAUUUUCCGUAUUAUCAGUGAUAAUGUGAAAUUGAUACCCAUUCACGUUAGACUUUUGGCAAAAAGCGCUUAUGUUACAUCAGCUAAAAAAUUCCCGCAUCUAUUAGAGCAGGAUCAUCUUGGAAAUGCUGGCUUUGUACUUAUCAACGGAUAUAUUCGUACAAUUUUCGAGUCCUACGAUAAAUUUGGAGUUUCACCUCUCAACAAGGCGACCAGAGCUGAUAAAAAUUUGCAUGGAAUCUGCAAAUUGUUGACACAGAUGUUUGUCAUGAAACCGUUUGGUUCGAGUGAUAUAUAUUUGCAACCCUUGAACAAAUUUAUCAACUCGUCACUUGAAGGUAUUCGUUCCUUAAUCAAAAGUGUCAUCGAUGUCAGUGAGAUCGAUACGGUUUACAAUAUGACUGUGUAUGACGAUAUGACGGCUCACAAAAGACCUAAGUUAACACUAAGAAUUUCGGAUAUGCUCUCCAUGAAUCAGUUGAUCGAUAAGUAUAUUGAUAUUGUUGCACCUUUGUCCGAUGACACUUUGAGGGAGAUUCUUAUUGAGUUGAGAUCAUGCAAUACUGGUGAUAUUACGAGAUUAAAUGGUUAUUAUACCUUGAACUUGAACCCAUCAAGUUAUAGAGCUUCACCCGAUGAUAACAUCACCAAGUCACUUUUGAUGCAAGCCAAAAGAUGUGUAUUGUACCUUGUUCAGGUUCAGGAUGAGUAUAAUGAUUUGUUCAACCUUUUGAAGUCAAAGAUAGAUCCUAUUGAUGAGAUCAAGUUCAAGAGAAUCAUCAACGCUGAGAACAAGGAUAUUGAGCACAACCGCGUGAAUGAUUACACGAACAAUGGUCAAGGUUUCUUGGGAGAUUUGACUAAGAUUUCGUAUCACAAGCUGAAAGAAAUUGCUCUUGAAAGAAUUCUAGAGCUCGAGACUAUGUCCAUUGUGACUAGACGUGAUUCCUUCCAGCUUUUGCUGAAUGAGAUCGCACACGACAUCAGAACCAAGCAUGACCAAAGACUUUCACGUAAGAAACAGUUGAGCAUUGCGCAAAAUACGCUUUCACGCUUGGGAGAGAAGAACAAAUUCUUAGAAGAUCAAUUGAAAGCGUACAACCAUCACAUUGAUAAAUCUAUGGAGGAAUUACAAUCGAAACCAACAAAACCAAAAAGAAUUUUGCCCUUCACUAAACAGUUCUUUUACGAACGUGAAUUGAAGAAAUCUGGGAAACUACCCAAAUUUGGAGCGUACAAAUACUCUUCAAAGAGACUCUAUGAGAAGGGUGUAUUGGUCGAACUUCGUGGUUUGGAUCAAAACUUGAAUUCAUCCGGCUCUUCUUUCUUUGGAAGUAUGAAUUUCCCUAAAGUCGACUUCAUGUUUAGUUGUGAUCGUGCUGGUGAGUUCAACAUCUCUUGUAAAUCGUCGAGUAUUGCAGUCAAUGGUAAUUUGGAAACGUUGACUAUUGAUCAAUUCUUAGAGUAUCAGUUUGAAAACAAAUCCAAGAUUUCAUUAUUCGGAGGAAUGGCCAAAUUUGACACCAAUUGUUUGAUUGAUUUUAUCUUCAAGAAGUUUUACCAUAAUGAAAGUUGA